GCACCUUGAAGGCCAUAUACUGCGCCUGCGUCUUGAGUACCUCCUACUGCAUACGCUCAUAUACUCUAUCAUCACUGUAUUCUUUGCCUUUGGAACGACAAACACAGAAGCGAUGGGUCCUGCUGUGUCAAUGCUGCCCGUACUGGGCGCCGCAGCCGCUACAGUGAUAUCUGCAUUUCGACGCCCAGCUCCCAACCCGACGAUGGAUGCACUACAGAGAGCCAAAGAGGCCAGAGAACUGGCGCAGCGUAUCCGCGAUGAAGCGCAGGAAGAACGUCGACAUGCAAGGGAGCGUCUAGAAGCAUUGGAGGAAGCCUCAAGGAAGGCGCGCGAGGAAGCGCAUAGAAUGAUGACGGAGAUGGUGGAGGCGGAGAGAGCAGCGACGAAGGCGAGAUUAGAGGCUGAGGCCGCUGUACGGGAGGCACGAGCGGAUGCUGCGAGGCUCGCUGAGCAGGCAGCACAAGAACGGGAACGAGCCAGAGAAAUGCAAGAGCAGGCAAGAAAAGCAGAAGAGGCUGCAAAGGAGGAAGCGAAGAGAGCGAAAAAGAUAGCCAAAGAAGAGCGUCAAAAAGCGGAUGCUGCUCGAGCUGAGGCAGAAAAAGCAGCCAAAACAGCCAAGGAAGAAGUGAAGCAAGCCAUGUCUGCAAAGGAGGAAAUAGAGAAACGGUGGAAAGAGGGUAUACAGCCUGUCGUCACACCGACUGUAGCAGAGCUGGAAGCCGCAAAAAGGCGGGUACAGUACAAAGAGGGACUCUUUCAUUUCGCCGUUGCCGGCGUCGCAGGGAGCGGCAAGUCUUCCCUGAUCAACGCAUUUCGUGGUUUGCGCAACAGGGAAGCUGGUGCUGCUGCUACCGGUGUCACCGAGACGACUCGCGUCUUCGACAGAUACCCAGACCCUAAUCCUCAAUACCCGCUUGUUUGGUACGAUAUCCCAGGUGCAGGAACGAUCAAAAUUCCCGACUGGCAGUAUUUUAAUGCUCAAGGCCUCUAUGUCUUCGACUGCAUCAUUGUCCUCUUCGACAACCGCUUUACGAUGACGGAUGUUGCUAUUCUCAGCAACUGCGCACGGUUCAAUAUUCCCGCCUUCAUAGUGCGGUCCAAAGCAGACCAGCACAUCAGGAAUGUGAUGAGGGAGAUGGGGCACGAUAGUGACGAUGAAGAUGGUGAUCUCGGGUCGCACGACAGACUUUACAGGGAGGCGCGGCAGCAUUUUAUCGAUGAGACCCGGGAGAAUAUCAAGUCGAACCUCGAAAACGCCAACUUACCUGACAGACCAGUAUAUAUCGUUUCCAAUGAUACGAUCCUGUCUAUCGUCCAAGGAAAGGCACCUAGAAAGGCCAUAGACGAGGUCGAGCUGCUCAGAGACCUUGUCAACCAAACACUGGUUAGACGGAGUGGGGCUUCGGCGGCAUCUACAUCAUCCUGAUCGUUGAUGGUCUCCAGAAACCACUCACAAACUUGGGAUCACGUAUUCCGAUACUCAUAAUUACAUCCUACGUCCCGCAGAUAUUGGCUUGAAGUUCCUGCUUCAUACGAUUUACUAUGCGUCUGUCUUUCACACACCCAGUCCAUGAUAAUCAAUAAGUUGGGGUUACGCUGACGUCCGCUGGACUUUGUUACCACCGGGGACGAUACGACGAUAUAUAAGGAAA
This is a messenger RNA of Pisolithus orientalis, 1652 nucleotides long. Its product is annotated as interferon-inducible GTPase-domain-containing protein. Lineage: Eukaryota; Fungi; Basidiomycota; Agaricomycetes; Boletales; Pisolithaceae. Gene Ontology annotation, molecular function: GTP binding. Bases 113 to 1426 code for a protein of 437 amino acids. The transcript is spliced from 2 exons. The record is from RefSeq and is a predicted model, not a curated record. Gene Ontology annotation, cellular component: membrane.